CCAACCCCUUCUCUAUACCUCCAUUAAAUUUUUACUUACUUGCCACGUUAAUUAACAGAAUCAAUUCACUCUUUGCUAGUACUGCCUCAAUUUACCUGCUACCGCCAGAUUCAGCCGUAAAAUUGAUUCCUUUUUGUUUCCGCCUUGAUUCGCAGGGGUACCUCUAACCCUAACCUAAUCAAACCUCCAAUCUUCGUCUCCCAUGGAUUCUUUGCUAGCAAACUACGCUUCCUCAGACGAAGAAGAGGAUCAGAAACCACCAUCCACAGAACCCCUUUCUUCUACUCCUUCCAGAGCAUCUUCCCUUUUCUCUUCGCUCCCUCAGCCCAAAUCUUCUGCUCUUUUCUCUUCUCUUCCCCAACCGAAACAACCCCAGAAAAUUCCCACCACCACCGUCCCUAUUGGUGAUGCUGACGACGUGGAAGAAGGAUUAUCGGAGAAAGGUGCGAAAUUUUCCCGGGUUGUUGACAACAGAGAGGAGGAAGAAGAAAAGGGUUCAAACCCCACUUCUCUUUUCUCUUCACUCCCUCAACCCAAAUCUCAAAAUCCUCAACAGCCUGAUUCCAGUCUCGGGUCUUCUCAAUCCAAUCCCAAAAGGGUGGUUCAAUUCAAGCCUCCGAUCAUUCCCACUCCUAACAAGUUUGAGGAUGAUGAGGACGAUGAAGAUGAUGAGGAGGAGGAGAGAAGAAGGCGCAGAGAAUCUGAAUCCUCAAGGCAGGGUCCUUCUGUCACGUCCUUUUUAUCGAGUAUUCCUGCGCCCAAGAAUUCGGUGACGUUGGGUGUUCUUCCCUCUUCAGGUUCAGGUCGAAGAUCCAUUAUUGAAACAGAAGUGCCUGCAUCGAGUUCAAGCUCCUUUAAAGCUGAGAAUGAAUCGGGUACCGAUCAUAAGGUAGUCAAUUAUGCCAGUACCAACCUAAAUUCAGAGAACAAUGUGAACUAUAGCAAUUAUGAGUCUAGCAUUGAUCAAAACACAGGUAGCAGUGUGGAUAAUGCUGGUUAUGGAAAUUAUGAAUCUGGUUUUUCUCAAAAUGUGGAUUAUAGUGGCUAUGGAAGCUAUCAGCCAAGUGCUGACCAAAAUGUUGGAAGCUAUGACGCUGCUAGCUAUGGAAGCUAUGAGGGUUAUGUGAGUAACUAUGGGCAAUCUGAGAAUAAUUGGGUUGAUGGAUCAGCAGCCAUGGUACCAGAGACCAUAGGGGUUUCUGACAUUGGGAUGCAAUUACCGAGGAAGAGGGGGAGGAAUGAGUUGCCUACAGAAAUUGUUGAGGUGAAGCAGGAUGAGUUGAUGAAGAAUAGACCAAGAGAGGACCAGGUCAAGUUGACUGGAAUUGCUUUUGGGCCUUCUUACCAGCCUGCUUCAACAAAGGGGAAGCCUUCAAAGCUUCACAAAAGGAAGCAUCAGAUUGGUUCUCUAUACUUUGAUAUGAGGCAGAAAGAGACGGAAUUAGCAGAGAGGCGUGCAAAAGGUUUCCUCACCAAAGCUGAAACUCAAGCCAAAUAUGGAUGGUGAUCUUUCAUGUUUUUAGAAAAGGACAUCACAAAAUGUUCUGUAUCAAGUUGAAAAUUGUAACCAUGUUUAGCAUUUGACAAAUUUGUUGUAUGGUUCUCUGUUUUGUGCGGGGAACUUGGGACAUGAAACUAGUUAUCUCAUAACAUUCUUUGCCCUUAAUUUUUGAAAACUUCAAACUUUUUAUCAACAUCAGUCAGAGUUCAAACAAAAUUGUUACAUGAUAAGUUCUUUUGUAACUUUUGCUGAUGUUCGAUUUUGAAUAAUGUUUUGAAAAGUUCCGUUCUUAUGCAAAUUUCAGUGAUGUAAAAGGCACACUUAGGUGGGUUGUGGCUCAAGGGUUUAGUGGUCAUCAAGUCUUCAGCUCGGACACCCACAAGACCCUUAUUGGAAAUUGAGUGUUGUUUGCACUUUGUAGUAUAUUCUCCCUUCCCCAAAAUUUUCUCUUGUUCAGAAGAAAACACGCGCGCUUAGGUUGUGCCUGAGCACUAGGUAGUAGGUAGUGACCCAUUGUCUCACCAGGCAUCUAGUUGGUG
Rubroshorea leprosula is the source of this 2040-nucleotide messenger RNA. Lineage: Eukaryota; Viridiplantae; Streptophyta; Magnoliopsida; Malvales; Dipterocarpaceae. The record is from the annotation of a GenBank genome assembly.